AUGUAUUUUAAUACACAUGGAAUUACUGAUGAAGAUGGUGAAGCAAUUAAGUUAAAUGAGAAAUCAUAUAUUAGAGAUACACAAAUUACACACUUAUUAUUUAAUAAUAAUGUAAGACAUGUAACAGUGUUUUUUGAAUGUUGUCAUUCAGGAGGAUUAUUUCAACCUGAUGAAUCAUGUAUUUUUCAUACAGAUAGAAUAAUUAAAAAUCCAACACUUGAUUAUCAUUAUAAUGAAGAUAAUAGUUAUAGUAUGUGGAAAUCAAAUAUUACAGUCUUUAGUACAUCACUUAAAGAACAAAGAAGUUAUCAAUUGAAUGAAGAAAAUAAAGGAUAUGGAUGGGCAACACAAAAAAUAAGUGAAUUAGAAAAGAGUCCAUUUGAUUAUACUCCUAUUUAUGUAGUUAAUUGGUUAAAUAAACAAAUAGGUAAGGAACAAUAUGCAAUUGUUCAAUCAUCAACAUUAAUUCCAACAUGGUUUUAA
Entamoeba dispar SAW760 is the source of this 483-nucleotide messenger RNA. RefSeq lists its product as uncharacterized. NCBI's taxonomy places the organism in Eukaryota, Evosea, Mastigamoebida, Endamoebidae. Bases 1 to 483 code for a protein of 160 amino acids. The transcript has a single exon. The record is from RefSeq and is a predicted model, not a curated record. Gene Ontology annotation, molecular function: cysteine-type endopeptidase activity. Gene Ontology annotation, biological process: proteolysis.